AUCAGAAUAAUAAAGAUAGACACUAUGAUGUAACACAGCAAUGUGAAUCCAGCUUUACAGAUAAAGGAAUCAGAACAAAAAUGCCUAAAAUAUCAAAGUAGUCCGUGAAAAUACUCUUAGCCGAGUAGCAGAUUGUCAAAUCGAUAAAAAUGCGUCUCAGUGAUAUUAACAAAAUAGCUGAUGGAAACGAAAAUGUUAAAGAUGUUAGAACAGAGACCAGUGAUGUUGAUAAGCCAUUGAAGCUGGACGAUGUGUUGAGAACUGAGCUGGGAGAGUUCGGCUGCUUCCAAUUACGGAAUAUACUUCUCGUUACGAUACCUAUCAUGGUGUCGGCUUUUAAAAGCGAUUUCGUGUUCUCUACAGCUGCUAUACCACACAGAUGCCAAAUACCAGAGUGCGGAGAGACCAGUAAGUUAUAUAACUAUAACCCUGAUUGGAUAUUAAACGCCAUACCGGAGACCAAGUCAGGGUUCUCUAGCUGUAGCAGAUUUGCUCCCAACGAGUAUGGAAUCAACGGCUCAUGGGAGUCUUGCCCGGCUGGCCUGUUUGACCGGGAGCAAACCGUCAGCUGCGGAAACUUUGUCUAUGCCAACGAUAAUUCCGUUGUUUAUGAUUUUGACCUUGCUUGUCAAGAAUGGCUCCGUGCUCUAGCAGGCACGCUCAGCAGUAUCGGAGUACUGCUCGGACUGCCUCUCUCUGGAUAUAUCUCGGACCGGUUUGGGCGUCGGAUAGCAUUGGUGUUCAACAUUUUCAGCUUGGGCUUCAUCGGAAUCAUAAAAGCUUUUUCUGUAAAUUACAAUAUGUUUAUGAUUUUGCAACUAGUUCAAGCUUUGCUGGGCUCCAGUGUUUACACCGCUGCGUACGUUAUCGCGACAGAGCUGAUCGGGCAGAAGUACCGCGUCAUCACCAGCGCCACGGCAUCUUCUAUGUUCUCGGUGGGGCAAGUGUUGCUUGGCAGAGUUUAUUGGCUCAUUGGCUAUUGGCGGUAUACGACAUUGGCCCUGUACGUCCCAUGCUUGUUCAUGGUGGGGUAUUAUUGGCUUUUAACUGAAAGCGUUCGGUGGCUUCUGUCAAAAAAGAAAUACGCUGAAGCGAGAAAGAUAUUAGAAAAUGCAGCCAGGGUUAAUAAGAAGACGAUAAAUGAAAAAUCUAUGGAGGCUUUAAUGAAUCCACCGCAAACUCCUAUUCUUCAGGAAACAAAAUCAGGUUUAGUCCGAUCAGUGCUCCGGUCUCCGACUCUGUUAAGACGAGUUUGCACAACUCCUAUAUGGUGGAUCUCCAUGACCUUCGUGUACUACGGACUGUCCAUCAACUCCACCAGUCUCUCCGACACCAUUUACCUGAACUACAUGUUGACCUGCGCGGUUGAGUUGCCGGGAUACUGCGCUGGUGUGUUGUUGCUGGAUAGGAUUGGUCGAAGGACAACGUUGUCUUCGGGAUUCUUCUUUAGCUCUUUAUGUAACAUACUCUUCGUAGUUAUCCCCCUUGAAAUGUCAGCAGUUCGGUUGGUAACUUAUCUCCUGGGCAAGGUUGGCAUCUCAAUGGCGAUGACGUCACUGUACCUGUACACGUCGGAGCUGUACCCCACGGAGUUCCGUCACUCGCUGCUGGCCUUCUCCUCCAUGAUCGGGAGGCUGGGUGCCAUCGCUGCUCCACUCACACCAGUGUUUGCUCAAUAUUGGCACGGUCUGCCGUCAGCGAUGUUCUGCGCCAUGGGCGUUAUCAGCGGCGCUCUGGUGCUGACGCAGCCUGAAACUCUUGGCACGAAGCUCCCGGACACAUUAGCUGAAGCUGAAAUGCUAGGUAAACAGGAUUCCAAACUGAACACUGCAACGAAUUGAU
This is a messenger RNA of Bicyclus anynana (squinting bush brown), 1842 nucleotides long. Its product is annotated as organic cation transporter protein. Gene Ontology annotation, molecular function: transmembrane transporter activity. Gene Ontology annotation, biological process: transmembrane transport. The record is from RefSeq and is a predicted model, not a curated record. The transcript is spliced from 7 exons. Bases 150 to 1841 code for a protein of 563 amino acids. Gene Ontology annotation, cellular component: membrane. Lineage: Eukaryota; Metazoa; Arthropoda; Insecta; Lepidoptera; Nymphalidae.